Myodes glareolus (Bank vole) is the source of this 3519-nucleotide messenger RNA. It is a transcript of the gene Zdhhc24, whose product is annotated as zDHHC palmitoyltransferase 24. The record is from RefSeq and is a predicted model, not a curated record. NCBI's taxonomy places the organism in Eukaryota, Metazoa, Chordata, Mammalia, Rodentia, Cricetidae. Gene Ontology annotation, biological process: peptidyl-L-cysteine S-palmitoylation; protein targeting to membrane. Gene Ontology annotation, molecular function: protein-cysteine S-palmitoyltransferase activity. Gene Ontology annotation, cellular component: Golgi apparatus; endoplasmic reticulum.
CCCAAUACGGAAGCGGUGGGGUCCCAGCGAUCUGACUGCGAGUGGAUCGGAACCAUGGGGGAGCCCUGGGCUGCUCGGGGCGCAGAAGGAGCGUCCACGCGACUGCCGCUGGUGCUCACCGCGCUGUGGGCCGUCGCCGUGGUCUUGGAGCUGGCCUAUGUGAUGGUGCUGGGGCCCGGGCCGCCUCCGCUGGGACCCCUGGCUCGGGCCUUGCAACUGGCGCUGGCUGCUUAUCAGCUUCUUAACCUGCUGGGCAACGUGGGACUCUUCCUGCGCUCCGAUCCCAGCAUUCGGGGCGUGAUGCUGGCUGGCCGCGGCCUGGGCCAGGGCUGGGCUUACUGUUACCAGUGUCAAAGUCAGGUGCCACCGCGUAGUGGGCACUGCUCUGCCUGCCGUGUGUGCAUCCUUCGUCGUGACCACCACUGCCGCCUACUGGGCCGCUGCGUGGGCUUCCAUAACUACCGGCCCUUCCUGUGCCUGCUGCUUCACGCUGCUGGUGUCCUUCUCCAUGUGUCAGUGCUGCUAAGCCCUGCCCUAUCAGCCCUGCUGCGGGCCCACUCAGCCGUCUACACGGUGGCUCUCCUGCUGUUGCCCUGGCUCAUGCUACUCACAGGCAAAGUGUCUCUGGCCCAGUUCGCCUUAGCUUUUGUGGUGGACACAUGUGUGGCGGGUGCACUGCUGUGUGGUGCUGGACUGCUUUUCCAUGGGAUGCUGCUGCUGAGGGGCCAGACCACAUGGGAGUGGGCUCGGGGUCAGCACUCCUAUGACCUGGGCACCAGCCACAACCUGCAGGCAGCCCUGGGUCCGCGCUGGGCCCUAGUCUGGUUCUGGCCUUUCCUAGCUUCCCCUUUGCCUGGAGAUGGGAUCACUUUCCAGACACCAGCUGAUGUGGGUCUUGUGGCUUCCUGAGUCCAGGUAGAGCUGACUAGGGAGGAAGGGAGCAGAGGAGGGAGCUGAAGAACUUGCUUUCAGCUUCUUGCCAGCCACAGGAAAGAGGCCAGGUCAGCCCUUUGUGCCUGUCGUGUGCAGCUCUAGCUCCCUCCUUGAACUUGUCCAGUGUGGCCUCUUCCAUAUUAGAGCUCAGACACUGCAACUCAGCCCCUUUUGGCAGAGGAGGGUCUGGCAAGGGGUCUACUUAGCCUGCCUGUCUGCCCCUCUACCAGGCUGGUUCUUGGCCUCCCCAAUCUUUUUUGGGUUCCUAUCCCUCACUUUAUCAUUUUGCUUGCUGUUUUCCAGUUCCCAUGCUUGUCAGGCCUGGAGACUACAGAAGACAUAAGACCCACCUAAUGGGUGGGAUCCAGGCAAGGAGAAUUCAAAUGUGCUCUAGAGGAUAACACUCCAAAGAAACUUCUCUGCAGCAGGGAUUUCCAGGGAGCUAUUGUAGCUCUCCUGUAUGUGGGUCCAGAGUUAGGAUCGUUGUUAUGUAAGAAACAUAAAGCUCUGCUAAGCCAUGUGACAAGACUGUGGGGUAAAAAUGUAGACUUUGCUGGCCUUAAACUCAAAGAAAUCCACCUGCUUAUGCUUUCUACUUUGUUUUUUUUUUUUCUUUUUAUACACGGGGUUUCUCUUCGUAGCCUUGGCUGUCUUAGAAACUUACUUUAUAAACUAACUGGCUUCAGAUUCAGAGAUGCACCUGCCUGUGCCUCCCAAGUGCUGGGAUUAAAGACGUGCACCACUACUACCCGGCUUUGCUUCUACUUUCUAAAAACAUGUUUUUUCAAGACAGGGUUUCUCUGUGCAGCCCAGGCUGGCCUCUAACUCCAGAGAUCUGCCUGUCUCUGCCUCCCAAAUGCUGGGAUUAAAGGUGUGCAUUACCACUGCCCGGCGUGGCUUCUGCUGAGUGCUACGAUUGAAACAUUCAACACCAUGCCUGGACUAAGAGGUUAGAUUUGAACCCAGAUCUUUGAAUCUGCUUUACUUUUCAGUGCUUAACUGAGUAGGAGAAACAUGAAGGCAAACCCAGCCAGCUUCCAGGUGUUCCAGAGCCUGUGAAGAAUGAUUUUAAUAUGUGUGUGUGUGUGUGUGUGUGUCUGUGCUCGUGAGUGUGCUUUUGUACAUGCAUGAGCAUGCAUACGUGGGUGCCCUUAGAGACCAGAAGAGGGCAUUGAAUCCCCUUCAGCUGGACUUACAGGCUGUUGUGGGUACUAGAAACUAAACUUGGGUCAUCUGUAAGCCAUCUCUCCAGCCCCCUUUUUAUGGUUUUAAAACAUUAUUAUUAUUAUUAUUAUUUAUCAUUGUUAUUGAGAUAGGAUCACCUUUAGUAUCCCAGACUGGCCUGGAACUUUCUGUGUAACUCUGGCUUUCCUGAAUUCACAGCAAACUGCCUGUCUCAAACAUCAAUCAGUGGGAAUUGUAGGUAUGGUGAGUCAACUUUCAGCAUACUGUAGAAAUAUAGUACAUAGCUAAACAUGACUGCUUCAGCACCCCAGGCAUCUGUUUGCCAUUAGACUCACCAAAUAAUAGAGAAGUAAAAAUAAUAUAAAUUAGUAAGGGGAAAGAAGACAGAUAUUUGUAUACCAAAAAGCCUGACAAAAAGCCUGACAAUGUUUUAAAACAUGACAGAGGUUGGAAGCUUGUCUUAGCAGAGAAUUAAAAAUCAAAAUUACAUGUUCCUAAAGAGAGGGGAGGGUAAGCAAGGCAGAACGUCCCCAGCACUAGGAAAGGCGCGGUGAGGUGUUGGGCUAACCUUGGAUGCGGUAUUGGACAGUUUGUAUCAGGAGAUGUGAGCUGCUCCUCUCCACAGACCUCAUCCACCCCUGCAGCCACCCUUCUGGAUUGUGGCGGUAUCUGGGAUGUGGUGGUAGGGUGACAAGGAAGACAGAUUGGACCAGAAGCUCUAGACCUCAGGGGCAACAGAAAAGAUAGGAAUAGGGACUGGGUCAAAAAUAGAGCUAAAGCCACAGAAAAUGUUGGCUGUCGCCUGCAGAUAAUCAUAUACCCUGUCCCCAGCAGCCUACCCUUCGGAUGGGCUUUGCCUGUCCUUAGAGGUCACUGUUUGCUACCCAGUGUGCUUUGUUACUUUUAAGAGAGUAGGAACACUUGUACUGUGUAGCAGAUCUGGUGUCCUCUUUUACCCUUCAUGCUGCAGAGUAUCUAAUUUUCAUGUGUUUUUGAGAUAUGAAAGGCUCCCUGGAACCCUCACCACAGCUUGUCUGAAGUCCCUGCUGUGCCCUCCCUGGUGGGAGAGGAGUGUGCCAGCUUUUUAGAUUUGACUAAUAAAAGCCCACUCUGAAGUAAUCAGUGGAACCAACAACUGUGGGUCAGCUUGGUGAAAACCAGCAUCUAUGUGAAAUUCAGCUUUCCGGGUCAUAAACAAGGUUUAUCUCCUCAAUGAAUACUUUCUUAGUUUUUGAGACAGGGUCUCACUUUGUAGCUCUGGCUGACCUAGAACUUACCAUGUAGACCAGGCUGAUCUCGAACUUAAGAGAUCUACCUGCCUCUGCCGCCUGAGUGCUAGGACUAAAGGUGUGCACCACCAUGGCAGCUUUACAUAUUUUCAAUAAAGUUCUUUCUGAUAAA